UUAUUAUUUUCAUCAUAAUAUAACACAUUAGCUGCAUGCAACGUCACAUAGAUAUUAUUAUAUGCAGUAUGGACAUCGAUGGUGUGAUUGCAUGUUCCGUAGAAAAGUGGGUUAGUCUUGUUAAUAAGUUAACACCAAGUCAGCGAUUUACAUUUUACGAAACGGAGAUGGAGGGCAUGUUACGAAUACCUUCGGUCAAGAUGCGUGAUAAUUUGCUUGCGCUUAUGAUUCAUGGUUACAAUCCUAGUAGUAAAAAAUUCAUGGUCCAAGAGGCAGCCGGAAAAAAAGGGUUGAUUUCACUGAGGCCUGAUGAUGUGUUCGCUAUAUUUGGUUUGAAGAAUGAAGGAGUGGAUGUUUCUAGUUUUUUGAGUAUGGACCAAGGCAAAGCAAUAAAAAAAUUCCAUCUAGUUUUGUUAACAAGAAGAAUGUAUCUAUAUUGGGAGAAGGUGCAGCCAAGCACCGGUCCGCAGUAUGAUCCUUUAGCACUGUUGAGCCCCUUGAUGAGGAAUUGGACAGAAGCGGUAGCAGAGAAAAGAGACAAGUACGACUUUCAAUAUGGUCGUGGUGUUGGAAUGAUCGAUGACACCAUUACUGAAGAGUACCGAUUAAACAAAAUUAGAAUGGAACAGGCUGAAAUUAACAAGAAAUCCAGUACGAGAAAGUCUAACAUUACUGGAAGGAGAACAGGUGUGAGUACAUCUGAGGCUUCAGCUACCCAGAACCCUAUUAUGGAUCGGAUUUUGACUGAGCUGAAGCACAUUCGUAAGGACAUGCUUCGUAUGCCGGAGCUAUGCGCACAGAGGGUCAUAGAGAAAUUGAACAAAAGCGUUGUAUUCUACAAAGCCGGUGAUAUUGAAAAAGAAGAAGAGAAUGAGUAUGGUGAAAAUAGUGAAACUAGAAACUAUGGUGGAAAACCUCGUAAAGAAUUUGUAUAUAAUCCUGACAUGGACAAUUUCAAAACACCAGGAAAAAAGAAUGUGCAAGAGGAUGAUGAAGAUGAUAUUAAUGAUUCUGAAGAGAAGAGACCUUAUCAUUGCACACCUGAAUAUUUUGAUAGUUUCAAGGGUGAUAAAGAAGAUCCUAUCGAAGUUCCUAAGGUAUCUGAUGAGAAAUCCGUUACAUCUUUAGGAACAGAUGAAAUCGCAGCACGUGGAUCCGUAGAUUCUAUUGGAGAAGAUGAGGUACAUGAGGAGGUUGUAGGGAAACGGAAGCGGAAGGUAUCAAACCUUGUAAAGUCUCCUUAUGUGCCAGUUAUACCGACAAAGCGUGCAAAACGUUCAGCAAAAGCAAAAGUCUUUCAAGAUGAAUACGAUGUGAUUAAAGCUAGUGUUAAGUUUGUUCGUGCUUAUGAGCGGUCAGCAAAACAUAGAAAGAAGGAAAUAUUCAAUGAUGGCAUGCGCGAAGGUCUCAGUGUAGAGAGGGCUUGUAAGAUUCUUGACCAUCAAUGGCUAACCGGUGAUGUUAUCAAUGCUUAUUCGUCGUAUCUUUUGGGAGUUGUUGGUGACAAUCGUCAUAUAAUGCCGACCUGGCUGGUCAAUUGGUUACUUGAAUUUAGACCGGACACCGAGCGAGGAAAAAAUGACAACGAAGUUGUGGCGAAGAAGAAUGGACCCGUGAAUAGAUGCACCGAUGAGUAUUUUAAAAAAGAUAAGAUUUAUAUUCCUCUUAAUAAGGGAAAUACCCACUGGGUUUCGGUCGUCAUGCAUCGCCCGAAGGAAGAGUUCCAGGUUCUUGAUUCUUUGAUGGGACCCGAACUUGACAGUGAAAUUAGAGACAAAGUUGAGGAGCUGACAAAACAACUUGGAUAUGACAUACGUGAUGCGAAUGCGAGCGGUGCUGUGAAUUAUCCGGAUGUGUCUACCUGGCCUAUCAACACGUAUACGAUGCCACAACAAGAAGACGGCAAUUCAUGUGGAAUAUUUGUUCUUCGAUGCUUUCAAUACUGGAACGGUGGAAAAAUGGAUUUUUCCCAGUUCUAA
Molecule: messenger RNA, 1979 nt
Organism: Aegilops tauschii subsp. strangulata
Lineage: Eukaryota; Viridiplantae; Streptophyta; Magnoliopsida; Poales; Poaceae
Source: RefSeq, a predicted model, not a curated record